AUACGGAUGCUAUGCUAUAAUGUGAAAGCACAGCAUAUAAAUGUUGGUAAAUCUGUGUCUACCGUAUGCCACGGCGUGCAUCGUGUUUGGUUCAAGCUCUAACAUGGUGUGGAUUUGAUUUGAUCCUCUGAAGAAUGUGUAAAAGUUAUGGCUAUCUCAAGCUGGAAAAGAAACAUCAGAUUAGGAUUGGUAAUUUUGGGGGCGGGGCUAAUCUGUACUUAUCUUUACACUAGAGCCAUGAAAAAUGCACCUACAGUGACUGUAGUAAAAAGGAAUACGGAAAUAAUAAAUAGAUUGAAAGUAGAAGAAAAUACGGUUUCAGUGAAUGUGAAUAUUUCCGAAGGGGAAUGUCGAUGGAUAAAGCCAUGGUUCAAUCGCCCUGUUUCAAGUUUCGAACGUACCCAAAUGAUAUUUUUCGGUAAACCUUUUAUGCAAUCCUUGAAAAAUAUAGCCACUGAGCGUCAUUGGGGCUUGGGUUUGAUACUCAAUGAUUCUACGUCUGGACUUUCUCGUUUGCACAACUAUUUGUCUGUACAUGAUUCGUUCACAAUUGUGAUUACCUCAUCAAGAUUUUAUAAAUAUUUUUCCCUGCAAAAUCUCUCCCAGUCCAAGAAUUCUUUAGUGUCUGCAGUUCGCUAUGCUUUUAAAAUCACAGGAGGCAAAAAGGGACAACUGGUUGCUUUUCGAGAGCAUUUCUUGAAAUAUGGAUGCAGUUUAGAUGACCUAGAGGUGAUGCCAAGAUCCUUUUUAUUGGAUAGCACGAAAGAAUGUCUACAAUUCUUUAAGUAUGCGGACAAGAAUCCAGACAACUGGUGGGUGCUCAAAGAAUCUUCUGGCUAUGGAGGAACUGGAAUAACCAUUCACAGCAAUCUCACAAAGCUCUACAAGGAUUUCAGCUUGUGCACAAACACUAAAGAGUAUGUUGUUCAAAAGUACUUACCGAGUCCUUUGUUGCUGCACAAGAGGAAAUUUGAUAUACGUGGUCUUGUUUUGAUUGCUUCGACUCAACCGUACCUUUUGUUUCAUCACAAUGGCUACCUUAGAGUGUCCAUGAAACAGUUCUCUCCACAAGGUGGUAAAGAAGCUCAUAUUACCAAUAGUCACUUACAAGUCAAUGCCAAGAAUUAUUCACCCGACGAGCAUUUGUGGUCAUUUGAAAGGUUUCAGAGCUACUUGGAUGAGUAUGUACCUGAAAAUAACGACUUUGUUAGAUCACGUCUGGUUCCUUUUAUCAAGAAGACUGCUCUGUUCAUUCUACAAACAGGUAGGGGCGGAGUGUUUCAGAAUUCACCCUCCAGUUACCAGCUGCUGGGGCUGGAUUUCAUGGUGACGACUGAUCUCCGUGUCUGGUUCAUUGAGGCCAACAACUACCCCCUCUGGCCAACUGGCUCCAAACGUAUCGAUCACCUCAUGAACGCCAUGGGAAAUGCCAUGUUUGACCUGCUCUUUGCACUGAGAGAGAGCCCUCUGCAAUUUGUUGCUAUGAAACCAGGCAGCAAGUACAAGUCAUGGGAACUAAUGUGGAAUGAAAUGGAUGAAAAGUGUUCAAAUGUACCGCUUUAUAACCCAUGUGACCUUUUUAUUAACCCAGAAAAUUAAUGUGAUUUUUGUUUUUAUUUUUUAGUGUUUGUACCAUAUUCAAGUUAUUUUUAUGCUG
Messenger RNA from Halichondria panicea, 1657 nucleotides. RefSeq names its product protein polyglycylase TTLL10-like. Bases 148 to 1599 code for a protein of 483 amino acids. Gene Ontology annotation, biological process: protein modification process. The transcript has 3 exons. The record is from RefSeq and is a predicted model, not a curated record. NCBI's taxonomy places the organism in Eukaryota, Metazoa, Porifera, Demospongiae, Suberitida, Halichondriidae.